UACCGACACUGUCAAAGUUGGACUUGUGUAUGUGGUUGGUGAAUAAGACUGUGGAGCCAUGGAGCGUAUAUCCUAUUGCCGUGAAAUUAAGAAUGAGUGAUUCAUUACAUUAUUCCGAUAGUAUGUUUUCAUUAGUUAAGUUGUAGUCAGUCAUACAAGGGGACAAAACGAUGAUCUAGUUCCAAGUGUGAAUGGGGAGCUAGAGCGAUCUCUUGGAAAAUUAAACAGCGAUCGAGUAAGUUCACUUUCGACCCGUAGACAUACUACAUACAAGGUGGUCGAGAAUUUCAUGGAUGUUCGGGAAUGAAACUUGUUGAGGACGAAGUCAGUUUUCCUCGCAUAAAAAAAAUGUGACAUCAAGCUGUGAUACUUGGAAACGGUAGACGAUGUCCGUCUGGAAAACAAUGAGUAUGAAUAAUGGGACUGGUGUGAGUAACUUGGAGUGGGAACAAUUUGCUUGAAAGUUUUGAUGAAAAACCUGAGUAGCUGUCGGCCUGAGUGAAUUGUGUGUAAACUUUCUCUAUGGUAGAAUCAUGGUAGAAUCAAGCAAAAGAAGUUGUGGCCAAGCCACUCUGUGAUUUAAUACUGGGAUCCAGUACUACAUGUUUGAACAGUGAAGUCUUUACGAGCAACAUUCUCAAAUGCUGCUGUUUGCUAUGAUGACCUAUACUUAAAUACUUGUGAAGACCCACGACAACCCGAACAGUCACUCAUCUUUUUUUAGGUCACCGGAUUUGGAUUAAUUACAAAAAACAAUGGGUCUUUUGUAUCCGGAUACAUUAAGGAGGUCAGGAAAACCGCCUGUGGCUGUUUGCCUCUUACUGCAUGUUUUCGUUAUGGUCUGUGUUGGAUUCGGCCUCUUGGCCGACGGGGCAGGCCACUGCUUCAACUGCGAGGAGACAAUCAUGGACUGCGACAUGGACCGUCAAAUCUGCCGUAGUCGAUGCGAGAAGAAAGUCCCCUGCAAAACGGAGGACUCGUACUGCUCGGUGACCACAUGGUCUCCCUCCGGGAACGCCACGGAUAGUGAGGGAAGAACGCAGCUCUCAGCUGCUCUAAUGUGCUACGAAAUAGCCGUGCCGCUCCGUGAGAGUGACAUUACCACGCACUUCUGCGGGACCGUCGACGAAGAGGGUUGGUUCCCCGAUCACUCGUGCAUAUGUACCCACGACUACUGCAACGACGCCAUCUACCUUCCGGGGUCCAAACAACCCGAUUUCCCCACCUCGGGUGUCUCGGGGAGUACGGCCAAACCAACUCGACCGGACUUGGAGCAGAAGACGCCGUCCGUAAAACCCUCAACCAAAGAGGUUAAUGACGCAGAUGGCGGUGGAGGCAAAGGAAUAAAUGUCGCCCACCUGGUUGGCAUCAUUGGAGGGUUGUUGGUCCUCGUGGCUAUAACGACUGUAGGAAUUGCUGUCGCCUACACCUAUGUCAAACGCCGCAAAAAUGACCGUAAGGUCAACCCUCCCACUAGCAAUACAGAGAGCACCAGCCUCGAUCUGACCACCGAGGACAGUGACGUCAAGGUCAUAGGUCAAGACACCCCGCCCGAGAGCCCCGUGCACAUGCGCGGGAACUACCUGCCAAUAACGCUGAGCAAUGUCAUCGGUAGAGGGCGUUUCGGUGCCGUGUGGAAGGCUGAUAUGAAGCACGGCGACGUGCACACGGAGAUGUCGGUAGCCGUGAAGAUCUUCCACGAGGUCGACUCGGGAUCGUGGAACGUGGAGAAAGAACUCUUCACAGACGCUACCGUGAUGCUGAAACACGACAACGUGGUGGAGUUCAUCGCGGCCGAAGUUCGGCAGGGCAGCUACGAUUCCCAGCGCCAGUUCUGGCUGGUGACGCGCUACUAUCAAAAAGGCUGCCUCUACCAGUACCUGAAACACCACACCGUGAGCUGGCAGGAGUUGUGCCGUCUCGCGGGGACCACGGCCCGGGGUGUUGCGCACCUACACGCGGACGUCUACGGUCCGGCCGGACUCCAUAAGAUACCGGUGGCGCACCGGGAUCUGAAGAGCUCCAAUGUGUUGGUGAAGGAUGACGGGACGUGUGCAGUAGCAGACUUUGGUUUGGCUAUUCACCUCGAUCCCACAUUGUCCAUCGAUCAGCUGGCAAACAGCGGACAGGCUGGUACCCCGCGCUACAUGUCGCCAGAGGCACUGGAGAGUAAAGUCAACUUACACGACGUGGAGUCAUUCAAGCAGAUGGACGUCUACUCGCUGGGUCUUAUCGUUUGGGAAAUUGCCGCCAGGUGUCACGUGUCUAAUGUGGCUGCUGCUGAGGAGCACCGGACACCGUUCAGCGAUAUUAUCCCUGGACGGGCGAGCGUCGAUGAUAUGAAGACGGUCGUUGCAAUGCAGAAGGAGAGACCCGUUAUACCGCCCUCAUGGCAUGAAAACACGGGCAUGCAGCUGGUCGCCGGCACAGUUGAGGAUUGCUGGGACGGAGACCCGGAGGCCAGACUAACUGCUCACUGCGUGGAGGCGCGCUUCACGGAGCUUAUUACGUGGGCAGAGGGUGAACAGAACCCGGGCCACAACGACACCCACACCAUUACUGUAGUAUAGACAGGGGUCUGGGUGAAUUUAUGGAUCGAGUUCUGGCGUGUAUUCUUUGAUGCUCAAGAAUGUGCCCCUCCAACCCUUGCCAAUGUGCCCGCCUCCAUCCCUUGCCGAUGUGCCCCUUCAACCCUUGUCAAAGUGCCCCCUCCAUCUCAUUUGUCAAUGUGCCUCCCUUGCCAUUGUCAAUCUGCCCCACCAUACCUUGCCUGUAUGCCUCUCUUGCCAAUGUGCCCCUCCAUCUCAAUUGUCAACUUGCCUCCCUUGCAGUUGCCAAUGUGCCCCAUCCCUAUUGUCAAUGUGUGUGUCCCUUGCCAAAAUACCCUUACUUCUAGAGAACAGGUCAGGCCAACCCGGUAAAAAAAAAGAAACCCUUCUUCGUAAACAGUUUUACGACGCUCCGGACCUGUAUGCUGUAACGUUGGUAACAAACGAACACGAAAUGUGAAUCUAGACUACUUCAUUUGUACGUUUGCAACAAUAUUCAGUGUUCUGCACAAUGUAGGCUGGUUGGGACCCCACGUUUAAAGAACACAAAGUAUCCAAUACAGAAUUGAAGAAAAGCCCUGGCAACGACAACAACGUGUUUUUUAUGACACUAAACAAACAAAUACACAACUUCACAACGUGCAGUCUUUCCUACACUUAUUUUUAAUAGACAUUGUUGUAAUAACUUGUUUGCUUGCAUUCCCAACGAAUUGUGGAUAUACAAGUGCCGGGCUAAUCCAGGCUGCCCUGUUACACCAUGGCUACUAUACUUGUUAAAUAGAAAUGUAUAUAUGUUUUAGUUGAAUAUAGGGCGAAUAACUAAUUCGACACCAAAGUGGAGGCAAUUUGCAACUUGGUUUAAAAUUAGUUUGGGAAAUUAUAAUAUAACUGGAAUCCAUUAAAAAAAAAAAAACAUUGCACAGGAUAACAAUGGUUAGGUUCAAUGUUUAUUAUAGGCUGAAUUCCUGACACUGUCGCAGACGGAAACUUCCAAAGUAUUUUCAGCGAUGUAUUUGAAAGAUACUUGUUUUAUUGGGGGAGAGGGGGGGGGGACGACACACACAAUGAAUACUUUUUACAAGCAAUGCUUUACCAUGUCUUUUGCUAUUUUGCUAUGACUCCUUUUAUAAUGUGUUUAGUCAUGCCCCAUCAAAAAAAAUGUACGAACUUCAUUUUAUGUUUCGGUACAAAAAAUAGCAUCCGGAACUUGUUAAUACAAUUUUUUCGCUGUGAACUGUAAAUACGCGUUUUUAGACAAUUUGUAUAAAUAAUUAUAAAUAAGUGCAAUAAACAAAAUAGCUGUAGAUUGAAACCCUAACAUUUUCAUAAGCUUUAGAUUUUUGUUUUGCCAAACAAUGAGUAUAUUAUUUUAAUAAUGUAUGAAAAUGGACCAUAGAAACUAAACAAUUAGAAAAUUUUGUUUACGAAUCAAACAAAACAACUUUGACCAAUUAAGUAAUAUCUUCUCAUAAAGCCAUGUAAUUGACAACACUAAAAUAUGUCUCUCUAUGCAUGAAAACAAUUUGUUUACAGCACAUAAUAAGACCAACAACUUUUAUGCAAAAACUGACUAAAGUUAGAGUCUUUUAUCACAGAUAUUACCCAACGAUGUUAUGCCUCGCUGCAUGGUUUAUUGCAGUAUAUUAAUACAUGUAUGUUUUUACUGUUUAUAAGCACAUUUAAAGUCAGACAUUUUCGUUUUAGAUCGAGGAUGAUAUGUACACAAAUAUCAGAUUACCAUUUUAAAUUAUAAGGUAUAUUAUUUUAAAUAUGGAAAUAGUUUUGUUUUCUUUUCUUAUAUUGCCAAGUGUGUGUAUACAAAAACAGUUUGCCUAAAAAUUAUCAAUUGUAUAUUGUCUAUGCAGAGGUAGUGAGCACUAUAGUAGCAGUUUUGCCUUAAGUGUACAAUAUAUUGACUUAAAAAGAAUAUAAUAUCAAUUAUUUUGUACCUAUCGUGACUUAUAUGCAGACAGCAUGUCAAAUGCAGCAGGUUCUUCGAUACUAUCAGAUAUCUUAAAGGCACUGGACACCUUUGGUAAUAAUAUAAGGAUAAAGGCCAUUAUUCUCACUUUAGUGUAUCCCAACAUAUGCAUAGAAAUGACAAAUCUGUGAAAAUGUCGACUCAAUUGGUCAUCGAAAUUGCAA
Molecule: messenger RNA, 4694 nt
Organism: Asterias rubens (European starfish)
Lineage: Eukaryota; Metazoa; Echinodermata; Asteroidea; Forcipulatida; Asteriidae
Product: TGF-beta receptor type-2-like
Exons: 6
Coding region: 756-2570 (604 amino acids)
Biological process (GO): cellular response to growth factor stimulus; protein phosphorylation; transforming growth factor beta receptor signaling pathway
Cellular component (GO): plasma membrane; signaling receptor complex
Molecular function (GO): activin receptor activity; transforming growth factor beta receptor activity; type I transforming growth factor beta receptor binding
Source: RefSeq, a predicted model, not a curated record